Molecule: messenger RNA, 1506 nt
Organism: Schistocerca gregaria
Lineage: Eukaryota; Metazoa; Arthropoda; Insecta; Orthoptera; Acrididae
Product: pyruvate kinase-like
Exons: 3
Coding region: 1-1506 (501 amino acids)
Biological process (GO): glycolytic process
Cellular component (GO): cytoplasm
Molecular function (GO): pyruvate kinase activity; potassium ion binding; magnesium ion binding
Source: RefSeq, a predicted model, not a curated record
AUGGGGGACGAGCCGCUGCAGCCGCCGUGGUUGUCGUCGGGCGACGAGGGCGCCCCCGGCUGGAAGGACGCGGCGACGCAGCUGGAGCACAACGCGAGCUUGCGGCUGGGCUGCCUGCAGCGCGCGCGUCGCCUCACGGCUACGGUGUGCACCGUGUCGCCGGAGUGCGUCAACGAGGAGGAGAUGGACCGGCUGGUGGAGGCGGGGCUGACGACGUGCCGGCUGGACCCGAGCCGCGGCAGCCUGGAGCAGCUGGCCGCCGUGCUGCAGGCGCUGCGCGAGGCGGCGGCGCGCCGCGGAGCGCGCCUCGGCCUGCACUGGCCCAUCUCGGCCGCGCUCGUCACGAGCGGGCCCGCCAUCCGCACGGGACAUCUGUCGGGCGGCUUCUCCGCCGCCAUACACCUCGACCCGGGAGACGUCGUCACGCUCACGACGGACAGCCAGUACUCCGAAUCCUGUUCUGCCGACAACCUUUACGUCGACUACGAGAAGAUUACCAGUGUCGUCAACGUCGGAGACACGGUGUUGCUCGACGAAGGGCGCAUUUCGAUGAUUGUCAAAGAGGUGAAGAGGAAAAGUGUAAUAUGCGAAGUACAGAAGGGCGGCGCGUUGGCAAGUUUCAAGAGUGUAAAUCUGCCCGGCGUGACCCUCGACUUACCCGCCGUAACGGAAAGGGACCGCCGCAACCUCCAGUUCGGCGUCGAACAGGGCGUCGACAUAAUAUUUGCGGGCUCCGUACGCAACGCGGAGACCGUCAGGAAACUGCGGGCGGAGCUCGGAGAGAAAGGCUACGAGAUACUCAUCGUGGCCAAAGUGGAGAGCGAGGAGGCGGUAGAGAACGUCGACGAAAUUCUCAGCGAAGCGGACGGCAUAGCAUUAGGGUGCGGCGCGGCACACGUGGAAAUGUCGCCGGACAAGGCGCUGCUGGCGCAGAAGCUGAUCGUCGCCAAGUGCAACAUCGCGGGCAAGCCGGCGGUGUGCGCGGCGCGGACCGGGGCCGACGUGGCGGCGGCCGUGCAGGACGGGGCGGACUGCGUGCUGCUGCUGCAGGAGACGACGGCGGAGAGCCUGCGCGAGGCGGCGGCGCUGUGCCGCGCGGCCGAGGUGGCCGUGUGGGAGCGCCAGCUGACGCAGGACCUGCUGCGCGCCGCCGCCGCGCCCCGCGCCUCCGCCAUCGUCGUGCUGACCGCGACGGGGUGGUCGGCGCGCUGCAUCGCGCGCUUCCGGCCGCAGUGCGCGCUCAUCGCCGUGACGCGCAACUCGGCCGUGGCGCGCCGCCUCCACGUGCUGCGCGCCGUCCUGCCGCUGCUGUACAUGGCGCCGCCGCUGGAGGACUGGCCGCGCGACACCGACCUGCGCAUCCAGUACGCCCUCUCCUUCGGCCUCACCCAGGGCGUCGUCGGCAAGGGGGACGCCGUCGUGCUCGUCUCCGGCUGGCGGCCCGGUCCGGGGAACACCAACAAAGUGCGCGUCAUGUACGCCCCGCCCCUCAGUGAUGGCAAGUAG